Phycodurus eques (leafy seadragon) is the source of this 5994-nucleotide messenger RNA. It is a transcript of the gene fam184aa, whose product is annotated as family with sequence similarity 184 member Aa. The record is from RefSeq and is a predicted model, not a curated record. NCBI's taxonomy places the organism in Eukaryota, Metazoa, Chordata, Actinopteri, Syngnathiformes, Syngnathidae. The transcript has 20 exons. Bases 1233 to 3914 code for a protein of 893 amino acids.
UUGUGCUCGCAAACUAACUCCAGAUGCAAAUGUCUGCCUCACAGUUGCUUUGAAUCGCGGCUCGCUCUUAAGUUUGCAGGUUCUGCUCCGUGCCCGCGUGGGUCUUGCGGGUACCCCGGUUCCCCCCCACCCUCCACAUUCCAACAAAACAUGCUUGUUAGUAGACUUUAUGCCGAUCUGAUCGGUGUGAUCGGUAUCGGCCGAUAAUUAGCAUUUUAUGCUGAUCGGCUGCACACAAGACAUUUAACUCCGCGUCGCCGUUGGGCAUGAAUCCAAAAGCUAGUUUAUUUUUAGCCUUGUCACGUGCCUUGUGGCGCAGUACUGUAACUUAUCUGACGGCCAAUGAAGAUUUUUCGAUCUUGUCGGUGAAAAAACAAGUCAUUGGUGUGGGACUAUUCUGCGGCGUCUCAGACAAAUUUGCAGUCUGUGCACGACUGAAGUACGUCGCGGGGAACGUCAUCUAAAUGCUUCAAAACAACAACUUUGAUCGGGCACCUGAAGAAUGUACACGAGGAGGAGCGUGCCGCGUUCAAGCGACGCAGCGUGAGGGGGAAUAAAAAAGGAAACGAUCAACGGACACAAACUCUGGACAAUACCCGUCCAUAUAGCCGGGACAGUGAGAAAGUUAGAGUAAGCAUGUCAUUAAUGGUAUUUGUUCAAAUCAUUUAACUUCAGUAAGUUAGCACCCAUUAUUUCUGUCAUGUUGUAAUGUUGAUUUGACCUAAACGUAUGUCAGUGGCCAAUCCUUGAUUGCCCCCUUGAGGUCAUUGAUGUUUUAACGUUUGUCUAAAAUGCUAGAGAAUAAUUUUGAAGGUACAGUACUCAGUAUGCGGUACACAAGUCUAUACAAUAAAUGAACAAGUCAUACAGUACACAAGUCUAUACAUGUCAAUGUGUCAUGUAAAUAGACACUUUGCUUCCUCUUGCGAUCGGAUCGGUUAUCGUUUUUUUAAACUUGCUGAUCGGUGAUCAGCCCCAAAAUCCGAAUCGUGUAAAGCCUACUUGUUAGUCAACACUCUAAUUCAGGGCUGUCAAACUGUUACGUUUUUUUCUGUUUGUUCAAACUCUUGAACAUUUUCAGGGUUCUUUUCCCCAGUGGAAGAUUUCAGCUCCCGCAAAAGAUUUUCAAUUGGAUUGAGAGCGGGACUCAUUGCUGGCCAUUUGAAAAGGGUCCUUUUUUUCCUUUUCAACCAUUCCUGUGUGCUUUGUGUCUUUGUCAUGCUGGAAGACCCAUGGUUUUCUUACACUCGGUGGAGGAGAUGCGUCGGGAUUUUGAGGAGAAGCUGCGGGCGUUCAGCCAGGCUCAGGCCCAGUUUGAGGCGGAUAAGCGGCGAGCGCUGGAGGAGCUGAGGUCCGACCACCGCCAGGAGGUGGAGGAACUCCUAAGCAGCCAGCACAACCGGAGCGCCACCUCCACCGAAGACCAGGAGAAAUUGGCUGAGCUCCAUAGACAAGAGGUGGACUCUUUGAUGGAGGGCGUGGAAGAGCUGACCAAAGAUAAGGUCCGGGUGGUGGAGGAGUACGAGGCCAAGCUGGCCAAGGCUCAGGAGUACUACGAGCGGGAGCUGGAGGCCAUGACGAGGACGCACCAGCUCACCACCGAAAACCUCCUGGCCUGGAAGCGGACCGAGGUUGAGCUCCGGAAGGAAUUCCAGGCGCAGGAGGCGGCGCUGCAGCGAUCUCUGUCUAAGCUGAGGAGCGAUCUUCAGAGAGCUCAGGAGGAGGCGCGCGAGAACCGGGACAAGACCAACAGACUGCAAACAUCUCUGGUUAACGCUGAAGGAACCAUCAAGAACCUGGACAAGCAGCUGGAGGAAGCCAUCCAGGACGGCGAGAUCUGGGUGAUGCAGCUGAAGGACACGGAAUAUGAACUGGAGGCCUGCAGGGAACGAGUACAGCAGCAGGCGACGGAGAUCCUCCACAAAGCGAGUCAGAUCGGAUCCCUGCAGGCCACCCAGAUGGCCCACGAGGCAUCCAUCCGCAACCUGGACCAAGAACAGAGUCGGCUGAAGGAGAAGAUUGGCCGGCUGGAGCAGGAAAGGGAGGCCCUGCUGAACCAGAACCAGGUGGCCGGCGAGCAGCACAAACAGCAAGUGCUGAAACUAGAGCAGUCUCUGCGUGAAGAGCACCAGGGCUACGAGAAGGAGCUCUCCAGACUGAGAGCUCACUACGAGGAGGAGACGCGUCGCUACAAGGAGGCGCAGGGCAGAGCCAUGGAGGAGAUGGAGGAGAAACACCGAUCCGUCAGGGAGGAGGCGCAACAGGAGAAAGAGGAGGAGAAGAAGCUUCUAAUGAAGAAAAUCAGCCAAGAGUUUGAAAUCAAGCGUCUGUCUCUGGAGGAGCAACGAGACCGAGUGCAGCAGCAGCUGGACAACUUGAAAGAGGAGCUCUCUGCCAAGCUCAACAUGGCCAAUCAGGAGGUGUCCCACCUCCAGGAGUUAGUGAGGGAGAGGGACCAGAACGUGAGCUCGGCACACAACCAGAUCACCUGCUUGAAGGAGACACAGGAGAAGCUGAAGAUAGAACUGGACGCCACCAGGGCCCGCGUUCGAGAAACCAGCAACCUGCUGACAGACCUGCAGGAGGAGAUUGAGACCCAGAAACAGCAACACGAGGCCCGCGUGAUGUCCAUCCGAACCGAGGAGAAGCAGAAGACGGACAAGAUGGCCGACAACUUGGAGCAAAAAUGGAGAGAAGCACUUCGUGAAGAAGUGCAUCUUCUGAGGGAGGAGCUGAGCGAGGAAUACGACGCCGACAAGCAGGCGGCGCUGACUCGGCUCUCCCAGCAGAAGGAGCUGGAAAUGAUGGCCGCCAGGGAGAGCUGGCAGAGGAAGGCGGAGGACCUGCUCGAACAGAUCUCGCUGUUGAAGCAGUCUCUGGAGCUGCAGCUGUCUCAGUCGCAGGCGGCCCUUCAGCAGCUGCAGUCUCAGUUCGGCCAGGAGAGGGAGCUGCUCGGCCAGCAGCUCAAAGAGAUGCAGAGAGAACAUCAGAGGAGAGAACAUCGGCUCCAAGAGGCCCACUGCUGCGCGCUGAGCACCAUGGAGGAGGCCCGGCAGCACCAGAUCCGGGCCCUGGAGGAGCGUCUGAAGCAGGAGCACAGAGAGGAGGUUCACGCUCUCAAGGAGGCCCACAGGAGGACCUUGGACAUCCUCAGACAGCAGUCAGACCAGGAACUGCAGACGCUGCGAUUUGAACUUGAAGAUGAGGGCAAAGCCAAGCUCGCGUCCCUCCGUGCCGAGCUGAACCACCUCCACGCGUCGGCUAUCGAGCAUCUGAAGCAGAUCCACCUGAAAGAAAACUCCACCGCCAAACGGGAGCUGGAGAAGGCCGUGGAGCAUAGCCGCCGACAGGAACAAGAGCUGCUGGUUCGUAUCUCGGACUUGCAGGCAGAGGGGUGUUCCCGUAGCAACCGUAUCACAGACCUGGACCACGAGAGCCACUCUUUGAAUGAGACCAUCGACACCCUGACGCGAGAACUGGAGUUGAAGGGCAAAGAGGUGCUUCGGGUCCGCAGCGAAGCCAAUCAUCAGAUCAGGGCUCAUGAACAAGACUUUGCCAAGAGGCAAGAGAGGGAGCUGGGAGAGCUCAGUGUGGUCCAUCACAGGGAGACGCACAUCAUGUUGGCAGACUUCAACAAGGCUCAGGAGGUUCUCAAAGACAAGAUCACCGCUUUGCAAAUCAUACUGGAAGGCACAGAAGAGAAGCUGAGGAACAGAGAGAGCCGACCUGAAGAUCUGCAUCUCAUCGCCGAGCUCCGUGAGAUGGUCUCAGAGAGGGAGGCUUUGGUCAAAAAGCUGGUGGAUGACAAAAAGUUUUACCAGUUGGACUUGGUCACCAGAGAGACGGGCUUCGGCAAAGUCUUCAACUCCAGCGCCAAUGUCGGGGUCAUCAACCCUCUUAUCAAGCCUUCGUGAGGCCGAGACGGCGCCGUCGCAGCACAAAGCGACGGAAGCAGGAAAAAGCAAAGAUUCCGCUGCAAAAUAAGAGGAGCUGUUCGCUCACUGCUUUUCGUGAUGGCCAAAAGCAAUUUUGUUUAACAGGGACGCAAUGGGACGCACGGCUAAAUUUGGACAAGAAUUCAAUUCAGAGUAGCAGAAUUGUAAUUGCGGUCUUCCUUGUCCCAAAAGCGCAAGGUACAGGACCAGCUCGACCAUUGCGAAUAUUUCCCCUCCUUCUCUUGUUACAAAUUGAUGGAGAUGGUGCGUUUGAUGUAAACCAGGCAGGAAGGGUUUGAGCGACCGCCUCCUCCGACCACGUUUAGCUUGCCGUCUCAAUGCAUCGACUGUGCACGUUUGCCGCGAGCUCUGAGCUCACCGUGAAGCACCUCAGCCGCCGAAGCGGCUUUCGACUGUUUUCGAUGCUCCGUCAUCAGACCGGAGACAUCUCCGGGAGCCGUUCGUGUUCAUUUGAUUUCUCCGGUGACACUCGUUUGCUCUGCGUCUCUGUCUGCACUCCAGACCGUUAGCGCAUGCGGAAACAGCAACAGAAACGCUCGCUCACUUGAAUUGUCUGUCGUCUUCUUUUUUUUUUUUUUCUUUCAACCUGACUCGAAGGUUUUGCGUUGUUCGUGUGAAUCUUUAUUUGUCGAUUGUGAAAGUCCAUUCUGUCCAUCGUUUUUCCAAGUGCGCGAUCGUGAGUGAAAAGUGAGUCACGAAGAAAGAACGAUGGUGCUGAAAUGAACGCCGUUUGUAGUGUGCCUUCAUCGUUGUGCGUACAAACGAUCACACGGUGGCAGUGUGAGUUUGUUGGGGUGCCGUCUUGUGGUCCAUUUUCAGAUUGCAGGAAGCCCGUUGCCCCCGUUGCCCCCAUUGCCCUCAUUGCCAUCAUUGCGCUCCUCCUCUCGCCCAAUGUCAUCGUAUCAAGUUUUCGUGUUUUAUCUUGCACUUGUUUUGCCAGCACCGGCAACUACAACCUCAUCUUCUAUCUUUUUGCACGUUCAAAAGUAAAUCGCUGUACCUUGGAAGAGUGCGCUAGCUUGGUUGACGCAUUGAAAACUUGACGACAUUUGUUUGUUUAAUUCUUAAAGGACAGAAAUAGAUAUUCAUUGUAGCCCUAUUUCUGACAGUGGACAACUUCCAAGCGGCAGAUUUGUUGUGCUUUCUUCUCUAACACAGUAGCAUCAAAGCUUCGAAGGAUGUGGAAGGCUUCUUCUCAAAGCUAACAAACUUAAAAAAAAAAAAUGGAUGUGAGAAUGUAUCUUUCCGGAUCCCACGGCGUCGUUUCGGACGUGCGCGAGUGUCAUCGUCAAUCUCUUCUUUUAGUCUGAAGAACAAAUAUACCGACGAUUGUACUGCAUUGUUUGGUACAGCCCGGCACCGAAGCACGGUCGCUUCGUUCCGUUUUGCACACUGUGAUGACUUUCGAGCUUCGGUUCCUCUGUAAUUCCUUUUCGUUUCCAUGUGGAUGGAAGGUGAAACACUUGUCGACUCGGUUCAUCGCAAGAAGCACUUCCGACAUUUUCGUACACGUAACUCUACGUGCUGGUAUGUUUUCAAAUGUUCCCAAACUCCAAACCUAUGAGGAAAGAUGAUCUGAAUGGACUUUUUGUUUUCCUUUUGCCCGAUUUCAUUUGCGUUAUGCGGAGUGCCGACACGAUCCGUCAUCGUCUUCCGGCCGACAUCGACGACCUCGAAAAUUCCUUCGCUCGAUUUAGCGGUGAGCAUCCGACCGCUGAUCAGGAGCGACCCCUUUGUCGCCAGGCAACCACAAACCUUUGAUUCGCGUGCUGUGAGCAAUGAACGUCUGCUUCGAUUCACUUUCGACUCCCUGUUGUCAAAUGUGGUGAUUUUAGUCACUGUCCCUAUGAAAGCUGACGUCGGCGCUGACACGUCCGCCCAAGUUUGCAUUUGGAGCCCAGUUGAGAGUGGAUCAACCUUGUGACUUCUAUGCUUUUGGUUGUCUUGACAUCAAUGUAUAACAGUGUUUAUAUCGAUAUCAUUUCUGUCGUAUGUUAUCAAACAGUAAAAGUAUCGUUGUGAGCUUCGGUGUAUUGUU